AUGUUGAUAGUUAUCCUUUUUUCUCUGUUACAAUAUGCAGGAUACGGACCAGGUGGAAAGCCACCAAAAUAUGGUCAGCCUGGUGCUGGAACUGGGACUGUGUUAGGUGGAGCAGGGUUAGUGCCUGGUGUUGUUGGAUCUGGAACCACAACCACAGGAAUAGGGACUGGAACUGCAACUGGUGCAGCCACUAUUGGUGGGGCAGGAGGGGUACCAGUCAGUGGAAGCAAGACAGACAAAUAUGGAGUUCCAGGCUUCACAGGAGGAGCAAUAGGAGGAACGGGAGUUCCAGACAGUAUACCAACAGCAUCCACAAAUCAGAGAACCCAAACAGGAGAUGACAGAGUUUCCCCCCUACGUCCUGGUGGAUCAGCUGAUAGGACUGGUAAUGACACUACACAAGUACCAGGUGCUACUAAGGCCCCUAGGUUGGGGGAACAAGGUGGAGUUAUAGAGGGAUCUGGCAGUUCUAUUGGUGGUGGUCCAGGUGAAGGAGUUACCGGUGGUUCUAUUGAUGGGGAUGGACUUGAUGGAGUUACUGGGACAGGAAUACCCAUCCUAGCUGGUGGUAAACCAGAUGGUGUUGGUCAAGGUCAGCCAUCAGGUGGUGGAGUAAGAGAUGGUCUACCAGGAGCCAAACCUCUGAAACCUCCAGGUGGUGUCAUACCUGGACGUGGUGAUACUCCAGGUGGAACUGGCGAAGAGCCGAGUGGAACUAGCACUGGACUGGGUGGAGUUGAAGGUGGACCAGGUGGAGUUGGAGGGGGGCCCGGCUUAAUUGGAGGAGGUCCAGGCGGAGUUGGAGGAGGUCCAGGCGGAGUUGGAGGGGGACCAGGUGGAGUUGGAGGAGGUCCAGGUGGAGUUGGAGGGGGACCAGGCGGAGUUGGAGGAGGUCCAGGUGGAGUUGGUACCAGCCCUAUAGGUGGUACAAUUAAACCCCCAAAAGGAUACCCCAGUACAGGUGGAGGACUUCUUGGUGGCAUUGGAGGUCCAGGUGGAGUAGGGCCUGGAGUGACAACAGGAACUGGCUUUUUGCCUGGAACUAGCAGUCUACUGCCAGGAGGUUAUGGUACGGUUGGAGGUUUAGGUACCAGCAGCCUUUUUCCAGUAAAUGGUCAAAGGUUCCCAAGUGGAGCUGCUGUGGGUAGCAAAGGUCCUGGAUAUGGCCCUGGAACGGGAAAGCCAGCCAAAAGCUACUGGGGAACUGGAGCACUGGGUGGAGUGGGAGGCCCAGGGGGACUUGGAGGAGUUCCUGGAGGUGUUGGCACUGGUUUAGGUGGAGUUGGUGGAGGUCAAGGAAGCAUUGGUGGAGGACCUGGUGCAGUUGGAGGUGGUCUGGGUGGUCAAGGAGGAGGUUUGGGCUACCCAGGCGGAGCAGGACUAAGAGCUGGGAAACCUGGGAAAUCAGGAUUUGGCAGUUUGGGUGGAGCAGGAGGCCUAGGACUUGGAGGUACAGGUGGGACUUUAGGAGGAGGUCCCGGUGGUGUAGGUGGAGGGCUAGGAGGCAUAGGAGGAGGACCUGGUGGGCCAGGUGGAGCUGGAGGCGGUUACGUCUACCCAGGCGGUGCUGGACUGGGAGCUGGAGUUGGGAAGCCUGGUAAAUCAGGGUAUGGCACAGGUGCCUUGGGGGGUCAAGGUUACCAGCCAGGUAGUGGAGUGCCAGGAUACGGUGGUGGUGGUGCGGGCGUCUACCAGCAGCCACUCCCAGGCUAUGGAGGAGUUGGACCAGGAGGAGCUGGAAGUGCACCACUUACACCUCAACAAUCUAAAGCAGCCAAAUAUGCAGCUCUCCAGGGUGCUCUAGGUGCUAGAGGCUACAGAGGAGGUGCUGGGUGCCAAGGCAAAUACUGUGGGAGGAGGAGGAAAUGAGAGCCCUGCAAUGAGAAGUGACCUCAUGAAGUGGUGCUACUGCAUAAUCUCGAAUGUACUUUUUCGUUUUCUAGUGGGAGAAAAGUAAAAGUAUUCCCGCUCAAAGUGCACCUUGUAACACGAGACAGACGUUCAGUGCUCAAAUCCCUUUUUUUUUUUUUCUUAACACAUAACUUUGAUUCAAGGAUGUAUGCAGUGUGCACUUACUCAUGCAUGUGUGGCACAAUGUAAACCCCAAGUCCAAUUUACACACACCAGUUAAUACUUAAAGGACAGGCUUUAUCACAGCACCCAAGGGUUCACCAUGUUCACCAUGUCACUACUUUCACUGUAAUCUCACCUAAAUUAUCUAAAAGUGUUACCAACCAACAGAAAACCACCAGGAUCUCUGAUGUGUUUAACUCCGUGGCUACACUUCAGCCAAUCUCAGUCCUUCAGCCUUCACUUUCACUUCCAUAACUGCAUAUUUAGUCAUGCUGUAUGGGGAAACGUUGCUGCUAUGUACUGUAAUAGACAAACUGUGAUAGCAAUAUCAAGUUGUCAUUAAGCUAAGUGGUUCAGGCCACCUCAUCACAUAGGCUAUUUAACACUUGCUUUUCUCUCGUUUGAUGGUGCCAUUUUUCAUUUUCUUUUGUAUUAAGGGGAGCUUAAACCGACCUCCUCAUGAGUGCACGAUGCUGUUCUUAAACACAGAUGUGCUCAGCGUCAUUGUGUUUGCCAUGUGUAUUAACAUUUCAAUGAACAAACAGUACAUUCUGCUGUAGGAAGUAUAUUAUCAAAGUACUGAGGAAUACAAGUUCAUGGCACCUCAGGAUUUUAAGCUAGCUCUCAUGUAGUUUUUGAUAUAGUGAGAUCUGAAUUUUCUUUCUUUCACUUACCUUCCAUUAAAUUAAAUCCAUUUUGGAUUUAGUGUUCCUUAUGCAUUUAACCUUAGCGAUGUGCGAUUUUCUUACUGUGUGAUUUCUCACUGUAUGUGUUUGGGUUUUUUUGUUGUUGUUGUUGUUGUUUGCUUGUUUGUUUGUUUUUGUUUUUAUUUUUUGAUUUUUUACAUUUGUGAAUCAUGUAUCAGUAUUUGGAAAAGAAACCUGCGAUAAUGGGAAUGACGGUUCAAUCAUCGAAUCUUAUUCAUUACCAGCAGGUUUGCAAUGUUUACUUUUUGAUUUUUUUUUUUACAAUCUUUGAAAAUCAUAUAAAACUCUUUUCAUGUGAUGCAUUUUAUAUAUAUUUUUGCCUUUAACUAAAUAGCAAAAUAAAGGAUAUUAAGGAUAGGAAAUUUAAUUGCCGGAAAUCGUUCCACGGUGUGACUUUGGGCUUUGUUUGUUAAGAGUUCAUCAAUAGCGAUAGCAUUUUUUCAGAAAAGUAAUGCAAACUAUCUUAAUGCGACCCAAAAUGUUCUUUUGAAUACCUUUUUAUAUAUAUUUAUAUAUCGUAUCGCACAUUACUUGAUGUAGUGGUGGUCAUUAAACAACACAAACAGGUAGAGAAACAUCAAGAAGAAAAGAUUGUGCAGAUUUAAAACAGGCUUCUAUUUCAUCUCACAUUAAGACCAGCCUGUCAAAGUGUUCAGUACUAACUCAUAUAGUGGUAAUAUAUAGGACAAAAAAAACCCCAAAAAUUUUCAGCUUGACCAACAUGCUCAAUUAAACUGAUUUCCCCAAAAGAUUCACACAAGUUGCAGGUGUUGUUCACAAAAUUCUGAAAAUACCAGCUUGAUGUCAUUUUGAUCAUGGAUGAUUAGAUGUUU
This is a messenger RNA of Ictalurus furcatus (blue catfish), 3613 nucleotides long. RefSeq lists its product as uncharacterized. The transcript is spliced from 25 exons. Bases 1 to 1869 code for a protein of 622 amino acids. The record is from RefSeq and is a predicted model, not a curated record. Lineage: Eukaryota; Metazoa; Chordata; Actinopteri; Siluriformes; Ictaluridae.